Messenger RNA from Prunus armeniaca (apricot), 2646 nucleotides. The record is from the annotation of a GenBank genome assembly. NCBI's taxonomy places the organism in Eukaryota, Viridiplantae, Streptophyta, Magnoliopsida, Rosales, Rosaceae.
AUGGUGUCAGUUACAGCAGACCUCUUCAUUGGUAAAUUUGUAUCCAUUCUCGAAAGCGAAGCAGCCUCCAUAGCGGGUGUUCGUGAUCAAGUUAAUGAGAUUAAGCAUGAGUUGAUAAUCAUGAAAUCCUUCUUAGAGGAUGCUGCUGGCGACAAGAACGCAGAGACAGAAGUAAAGAAAGCGUGGGUCACAAGCGUUCGAGACUUGGCCAACGAUGUUGAAAACAUCAUUGAUGAAUUCGUGUAUCACUUGUACGAGCAGCAAAGGGGCGGGCGAUUUGCAAAGUGGAUCCGCAAAACCAUUCACUUUCCAAAGAACCUUUGGUAUAAGCGUCAAAUAGCCAACAAGAUACAGAGAAUUGCCGUUGCGAUUAGAGCAAUUCCAGAGAGAAAUCAGAGAUAUCGUGGUGGUGCAGCUAAAGAAGGAAAAAGUACUUCUGAGGAUAUUCGCAGCUGGGUGCAGAACCAAGCGGAGUCCUCUAUUUACCAUAAGGAGGAUGAACUUGUCGGGAUUGAAGGCGAUAAGAACAUGUUAAUGGGAUGGCUGAUGAACGAAGAGCAACACCAAACUGCUGUGUCCGUGGUCGGGAUGGGAGGAUCAGGGAAGACAACUCUAGUUGCAAGGGUUUUCACCAACGAGGUUGUAAAGAGACAUUUUGAGUGUUAUGCAUGGAUUACUAUUUCCCAAUCUUACGUGAUUGAAGACUUACUUAGAAGAUUAAUCAAAGACUUUCACAAAGCAAGGAAGGAAGAGGUCCCUGCAGACAUGAAUGCCAUGAGCUAUAACGAAUUGCUAGAGAUCUUGGUGAACUACUUGGAGACAAAAAGGUAUCUAGUUGUAUUAGACGACGUGUGGGAUGUUCAUCUUUGGGAGAAAAUAAGGUUUUCAUUUCCAGAUAAACAACUUGGAAGUCGAGUUAUGUUUACAACUCGAAGAGAAGACAUAGCAUCCUAUUCUUUUGGAGUUGAAAGCUAUGUUCACAAGAUUCAACCACUGGAAAAGAGUGAUGCUUGGGUGCUCUUCAGCAUGAAGGCAUUCUCAAGUUACCCUAACAAAUCUUGUUCACCUGAACUUUUGCCAUUAGCUCGGGCACUUGUGGAAAAGUGUGAAGGCCUACCCCUUGCAAUAGUAGCCUUAAGCGGUCUAAUGUCUUCUAAGAAGUCACUUACAGAGUGGAGCAACGUCUACAAUAGUUUAAAUUGGCAUCUAACAAACAAUUCCUUGCUAGAGCCUAUGAAAAGCAUAUUGUUGCUUAGUUUCAAUGAUUUGCCAUACCGAUUGAAGCAAUGCUUCCUAUAUUUUUCCCUUUUCCCCGAAGAUAUGGUGAUCUUCACCGAAAGGCUAAUUAGAUUGUGGAUCGCUGAAGGAUUUGUUGAACGUGUCAAAGGAGUAACACCGGAAGAAGUUGCAAAGAGCUAUCUCAUGGAACUCAUAUUUCGUAACAUGCUACAGGAAAUGUAUCACGGAUACCUUCCAGGAUGUAAGAUGCAUGAUCUUAUGCGGGAGAUUGCUCUGUCAAUAGCAGAAAAAGAAAGUUUUGUACCAUACAUGAUGGGAGUGAAACAAUGGAAGAAACUAGGGUGCUCCGUUUGUCAAUUCAAACAACUAAUGGAGAAAUUGGAUCACGCACAGACAUUUCGUUUUGACCUUACAUUGUUGAGGGUUCUAGAUUUGGAGGAUGCCCCAAUUGAUAAUAUGCCAGAACUAACGUACUUAUUCAAUUUAAAAUAUCUAAAUUUGAGAGGAACUCCAAUUAAGGAGCUUCCAGAAUCCAUAGCACAGCUCUGCAACCUUCAGACCUUGGACAUCUUUUUGACAAAUAUAGAGGCACUUCCAAGAAGGAUUUCGAAAUUGCUAAACUUGCGGCAUCUACUUAUGGGCCGUAUCAUUUUCACGGAUGGGUGCGGUAAGGUAACUGGGGUAAGAAUACCAUCAAGUAUUAGCAAGAUGAAUAAAUUGCAAACUUUGGGGAGUUUUGAAUCAGAAGGAAACAAUAUUAGACUAAUUGGAAGAAUGACCCAGCUUAGGAGCCUUUGCAUUUCAAAUGUGAAAGAAAGAGACGAAAAGGACCUAUGUGCCUCAAUUCAAGAGAUGAAGGUCCUUUCCCAGUUGUUUUUAUGGGUAGCAGAUGGAGAGGAAUUUAUUCGAGUUGACGCAUUGUCUUCACCGCCUCCCUACCUUGAAAGACUUGACUUGACAGGCAAACUGGAAAAGGUACCACAUUGGUUUUGUUCACUCCACUCUCUCACAAUUAUGUUUCUGUAUCAGUCUGGACUCGAAGAUGAUUUACUACCUCAAAUUGAAGCAUUGCCCGUUCUACAAUAUCUUUGCCUCGAUAAUGCCUCUGUUAGGAAAGAGUUAUGUUUCAGUAGAGGCUUUGUGCAGCUUAGGCAUUUGCAGUUGCGGAAUUUGUCAUUCUUAAAUAAGAUAACUAUAGAAAAAGAGGUGAUGCCAAAUCUCCAGUGCUUGGAGUUUGAUAGUUGCUUGAGAAUAGAGACAUUGCCAAAGGGUAUUGAGCACCUUACUAAACUACAAAGAUACACAUUUGAGAAUGUUUCAAAAAAAUUUACAGAGUCCAUACGAGAAGGAGGUGUGGAUCAUCCAAAGAUGCUGCUCCUCGAGGAGAGAUGUAGCAGAUAUACGUAA